CGAGAGGACGCCUGCGCGGCGGCGCGCGCAGGGGCGGAGGGGCAGCACGCGUGGGCAGAGCAGGCGCAGGAGCGCGCGCGGUGGACGGAGGCCGAGCUGCGGGCCGGGCGCGCGGCCGCGGAGGCCGCCGACAGGCUGCGGCUGGAGGGCGCGGAG
Molecule: messenger RNA, 156 nt
Organism: Prorocentrum cordatum
Lineage: Eukaryota; Dinophyceae; Prorocentrales; Prorocentraceae
Source: the annotation of a GenBank genome assembly